AUGGAGGUUGUGGUCUUAUUGAAGUCCUUGUGUUUAACAGCCCAGGUUAUUAAAGGGAUCAGGUUAUUACAGGUUUAGGUAUUUCUGUUUAGGGUUGUGUUCUAUUGACCAGGGUCAGCUGAACCUGAAUGGAACAUCAACACAGAAUGUUUAGGCUAUGUAUUGCAUUCUACUAGAGGUGGAUACGGGUGUACAUUCUAUUGGACUGAGUGAAUUCAACUUUAGUGAUCACAAGCAGAGUGAGAUGUUAAUGUGUUUGUGUGUGCCUGCGUGUAGGUGUGUGUGUGGGUGUCACUGAACACAGUGAUUCGGACCUGUCUGUUGUGGAGCAAUACUAUGACAGUGUAUAUUGUAGUGUCAGAAUGCCCUGUGUCUCAGACUGACUCUCACAGUGCUGUGGAGCUGUCAGGAGCCAGGACUGAGCUGAAUAACAAUGCCCUCUGCUUGUGGAUGUGUGUGCGUGUGUGCAUGGGUGCGUGCGUAUGUGUGUGCCUGGCUGUGUGUGUGUGCGAGUGUGUGUGUAUGUGGGUUUGUGUGCACCUGCCUGCGUCUGGAGGAGUGAGGUGAGAUGUCACUGCCACCGUGGCUCAGGAAUUUGUUUACCAAGAGCCAUGUUGUGUCACCUUGUCAGCUGCCUAUGUAUGAAGCCUGUGAUCCUCCUCCCACCCCCUGCCUGCCUGCUGCCUGCAAUGCUGCUUCACUCUCAGCAGGCCCCUCACCCUCUCUGCUCCACUCAUCUGUAUAGCUUAGCUUAGCACUAGCCGGGGCUAAUCUGUGCUAACAGAGAUAUCCGUGCAGCGAACCAUUCACCCUAAGCUCACAUGUUCAGGGUGGCUCUCGAGUAGUGCUGGGAAUUGCCAGGGACCUUACGAUACAAUAUCAUCUCGGUACUUAGGCGCCGAUACGAUAUGUAUUGCGAUUCUCACGAUUCUAUAUGUAUUGCGAUUCAAUACUGUGAUUUUAUUGUGAUUCCAUGGUCCAAAUAUAUUGCUCACCAUAUGUCUGCUGCAGAGGGAGGAGAGAGCCAUGAUAAAACUAGUUUAGAAAUACAAGUGCUGAAAACACUACUAUCCCGAUAUGUAACUGUAUUGAUUUUUCCCCCCAUCACUACUCUUGAGGCUGCAUCUGUACUGGUGAGCAUAGCACUAGGCUAGCCAGGGCCCAGUGACAGCAUCACUGUUAUGUUGAGCUGAGGUAGGGGUCGAAGAGACAGCCCAGGGAUUAGGGGAGCGGAGGGGAUGUGGGGAGUGAGUGAUGUAAAUAUCCGACAGGGCCAUUACUAGCUUGCCCUGCCUGCCUACCUACCUGCCUCUCCCUCCCUGCCUGCCUGCCUGCCUGCCUGCCUGCCUGCCUGCCUGCCUGCCUGCCUCCCUGCCUCCCUCCUUCCCUACCUGCCUGCCUCCCUCCCUGCUUCCUCCCUCCCUCCCUGCUUCCUGCCUCCCUCUAGCCCUGCCUGCCUGCCUGCCUCUUCCUCCCUGCCUGCUUGCCUGCCACUGUCAUCCAGCCUGCCUGUCUGUCUACCUGCCUGCGUGUCUGCCUGUGUGUCUGCCUCCCUGUCUGCCUCCCUCCCUGUCUGCCUCUGUCCCUGCCUGCGUGUCUGCCUGUGUGUCUGCCUCCCUCCCUGUCUGCCUCCAUCCCUGUCUGCGUGUCUGCCUGCGUGGCGCUCCGCUUUGAGGUAAGGGUGUCUGAGGGAAGAGUGCCAGCCAGCGCUCACAGGGCUUUAAUGAGUUUAUUUCAUGUCGGCUGUGAAAGUGCAUGGCUCUGUCUCUCUCACAGGCACUCAAACAGAGUCGGACCCAUAAACAUAAAGUGCAGGGUGUAAAUCUGCCCUGCCGUCACGUCCCCUCUCUCCACCGCUCUCUGCUCUGAGCAUCUCUUUAUCGCCUCUCAGGGGCCGGGGAGAGCCCUUAGCCCUCAGACAGGGAGACACCACCUCUCAAAACACACUUUUUCAACCACAACCUCCUAGACCAAAGGAGUGAUCACAGAUACUACAGUAUGUUGGUGUGUUUGUUGGAGAUAUCUAGCAAUUAAAAGCAGCAACAAUACCAGUUUGCCCCCCCCCGUGUUUCACCUCUGAAGGAAUAGGACAUCAGAUGCUCACUUACAGUUUCCAUGACGUCAGAGCUAACUGCCCCUCCCCUCUGGGUGCAGUGAAGUGGGUGUGAAACGCUGUGCUCUAUUCCUGCUCUCAGUCUGUCUGUGUAUGUCUGUCAGUGUGUUAACAUGCUGUCCAAAAGUCCUGCUGCACCCUCACCAGACCGGCACCAAGAAGAGGGUCACUGGUUAGAGAAGGAGGGAGAGAGAGAUGGAAGGAGGAGAGAAGGAUGAGUAGCUAUCUCUUCCCUGACAUGGGCCAUGGUCUGAGUUAGGGGAUUAGCGAUGGGCUGCAGUGCUCUCCCCUCCUGGCUUGUUUCCUGAUAUUAUCUUUAAGUGCACGCUCAAAGCUGCCCUCUCGCUCUCCUUCCUCUCCCCUCUCUUCCAUCAUUUUCCCCCUCUCUGCCCACUCUGCCCUCUCUUCCCCCUCUCCUCUCCCCUCUCCCAUUCUCCCCCCCUACCUCCCCCUCUCGCUUCUCUCUCCCCCCCCUCUCACCUCUCUCUCCCUCCUCUCUCCUCCUCUGUGAACCCAUUGGAGUGAGUCAUUCCGGUCUGCUCUGGGAGUGAUCUAAUUGCUGUGUCUCCUCCCUGCUCUGUGUGCAUGCCUCUGUGUGGGCCGUCACUUACACUCCAGUCCUACCAAAGUGCCUGUUGCCUAUUCAUUACCCAGAAAGCACUACAAAAACACACACGCACACAAACUACUAGAACGUUAGUCUGGUAGACAGCCAUGCAGCCCUACAAAUCAAUCAAAUCGAAUUGUAUUUGUCACAUGCGCCGAAUACAACAGGUGUAGACCUUACAGUGAAAUGCUUACUUACAAGCCCGUAACCAGCAAUGCAGUUUUAAGAAAAAUAAGUGUUAAGUAAAAAUAGAUAAGUUAAAAAACAAAUCUACAAAAUAAUUAUAUUAAAUAACAAAUCAUUAAAGAGCAGCAGUAAAAUAACAGUAGCAAGGCUAUAUACAGGGGGUACCGGUACAGAGUCAAUGUGCGGGGGCACAGGUUAGUCCAGGUAAUUGAGGUAAUAUGUACAUGUGGGUAGAGGUAAAGUGAAUAUGCAUAGAUAAUAAACAGAGAGUGGCAGCAGCGUAAAAGAGGGGGUGGGGGGUGACAAUGCAAAUAGUCCGGGUAGCCAUUUGAUUAGCUGUUCAGGAGUCUUAUGGCUUGGGCGUAGAAGCUGUUAAGAAGCCUUUUGGACCUAGACUUGGCGCUCCGGUACCGCUUGCCGUGCGGUAGCAGAGAGAACAGUCUAUGACUAGGGUGGCUGGAGUCUUUGACAAUUUUUAGGGCCUUCCUCUGACACUGCCUGGUAUAGAGGUCCUGGAUGGCAUGAAGCUUGGCCCCAGUUAUGUACUGGGCCGUACGCACUACCCUCUGUAGUGCCUUGUGGUCGGAGGCAGAGCAGUUGCCAUACCAGGUGGUGACGCAACCAGUCAGGAUGCUCUCGAUGGUGCAGCUGUAUAACCUUUUGAGGAUAUGAGGACCCAUGCCCUCUUCACGACUGCCUUGGUGUGUUUGGACCAUGAUAGUUUGUUGGUGAUCUGGACACCAAUGAACUUGAAGCUCUCAACCUGCUCCACUACAGCCUUGUCGAUGAGAAUGGGGGCGUGCUCGGUCCUCCUUGGCUGUACAAUAAACCCUGCUACUGUAAUGUUAUGCCAUGAUUACUGGAUUGGAUUGUCGACUGUGCUGUGGGCAGAGGAAGUGUAGUCACAUUAUGGGGCUAUAGAAAACAUUACUAGCAGCUGUUUUGAUGUCAGUAAAUAAAAAAUCUGCUUUGUGAUUUUCACGACAUGGGUUGGGAGGAAUUGUAGUGCAUCACCUAGAAUGAUAUACUUGUGAUUGUUAGUUACUGGGCUUGUUGUUCUUCUGUUUCCAUGGUUUUCUGGAUGUGGUGGAUGGUGUAUUUUUGGAUGUGUUUUGCCCAGUUUUCCUCUGGCCUGUAGUUACGUGAGGAUCCAGCAGGUGGCAGUAGGCCUGCAGAUGAGCAGGGGGAUAUUGGUGAAUGUGGGGUCUCUCUCCUGUGAGGUUUGGCUAUGUGUCUACCAAAAUAUCUUUGCCUUGACUGAGCAUCCUCAUCCACGGAUUGCACUCGGAUGAAAGUGUUGUUUGUUGAUAAUGGGGAAAUCAAUUGUUACACCUCAAUCACAACUAUUUCAUGCAAAAGUGUGUGAUUGUUGUUAAAUCUGAAAGACAAGAGUACAGAAGAGAUUCUCAUAAAAAUAGCAGCAGUCUAGUUUAGGAUGCAUCACACUAAAUUCAGGGGGAUUCCAGGGGUUAGAUUGGCUUUUUCUGUCUUGAUGUUCAUCACAUAACCAGACCUGUAGAAGUGGAGACAGGAAUAAAUUGAGAAUGGUUUAGCUGUAGCCUGCCUCCUCUCUCUGUGGUGUCUGAGAUGGCUACUAAGCCAGAGUGAUUAUGCAGAGCCUGCUCAUGGCUGUAGAGAGGAGAGGAGAGGAGAGGAGAGGAGAGUCUAGACAAGCAGUGUGGAGAUCAGAUGCCUUAAGGAGGGUUUCCGCUUUAAAACAAAACAAAUCAUACUCACCAUUGAGCAGCUUAGUCCAGUGUUGUGUUGAGGGAGACACUACACUCUGGAGAGAGAUGGAGAGUGUUCUUUCUCACCAGACAGACCACUAUCUACAUUAUUAACUCACCACUGCCUCCAAGUGGAUAUUUAGGAGCUACAUCUUUAUUGCAGUUCAUUCAUCCCCCCAAAGCUUAUUUAGACAUCUCUCUCCACUACAUGGCUAAACACACAUGUCUAUGUUUGCUGUUAUUGACAUACUCGCUCUCUCUCCUAUCUAGCUGUCCUUGAAGUACAGGUCCCAGAGCUGCCAGUGGUGGCGCUGUACGGCAUGGACACCACCCUCAACUGUUCCUUCAGCCACGCCUCUCCCUUCAACCUGUCUGACCUCAGUGUCUUCUGGCAGCUGACGGACACAAAGCGCAGCGUGCACAGCUACUGGGCCAGCCAGGACCAGCUGGCAGACCAGGGAGAGCGCUACGCCAACCGCACCAGCCUGUACCCCUCCCAGCUGGGCGCGGGCAACGCCUCGCUCCUCCUGAGGGGGGUCCGGGUGGCCGACGAGGGUAGCUACACCUGCUUCGUCAGGGUGGAGACCUACGGUAGUGCAGCCUUACUGCUCCAGGUGGCAGGUGAGUCUGUUCAUUUUUUACCUUUAUUUAACCAGGUAAGUCAUUGAGAACACAUUCUCUUUGAAGUUUUACAAUAACGACCUCAGACUGGGAAAGCUGGACCAAGGCUUGGCCUGUAGCUACCACGUCUCCCGGCCUCGUUCUCGAUACGUCUUUCCUCGAAUCCUCAAAUCCUCCAUUCUCUUUUCCUGUCUGUCUCAAAACAUAUUGAAGAAGAAGGUCAGAGGAUGGGGACCUUGGACCGCCUCCUCCAGUAUGGUUGAGAAGGAGUUCCUCAAGGGCUUCACAUACAGGAAGUAGAGUCCCCUCUUAAACCUUUUACUGCAGUGGGCUAAAUGAGGGUCACACAGAGUGUUUCUUGGUAGUCUUAAAUAAAUGUACUUUGAAACAAAAGUAUACACCUCACACUCAUGGUUAUGUUAUUUUUUUUUUAAGACACCUGUACCAUGUUAGAUAUAGAGUUGAAAUGUAUUCAAUUUUGAGUUAGCAUCCCAAUAUGACACUUUAUAUACAUCACAGAAGACUGAAUUAUAACAAAACCGUUUGACAUAGAAACACCAGAUAUUCAGUGUUUUUUAAAAAUCCAUGUUUAUUAAUUAUGAAAUUAUGAAAAAUAUUAAUAACAUUCCACCCAUGAGGCCACUAGAGGGCUAUUUCGUCAUUUGACUGCAAGAAAAGGGUAGAUCACACACAUCACCGGCCCUUCUUUGAUAAUCAUGUGAGACCUUUAGGAUCGAUGCCUAACACAGCACAGAAAUUGGUCAUAAAACACUUGGUUCCAUCAGGGAUGCUCCAUAACAUGUUUGGUCGAUACUUCCUGAUUGUGGUCCUCUGGUUGUGGUCAAUCACUGGCUUUGAUUAUUAGUUCCUGCCAAGAUUGAUUGUUACUAACAACUCGGUGAUGAAGGUAGUUGUUCCAUCAGAGGACCGUCAUCACAGCUGAGUGCACUUUUAUUUAUAAUUAUUCUUUAUGGCUUCACACACAGUGUUGGUGAACUCCUCCCUCCAUCACCACUACUUUCCAUGUUUUGUUGUUAAAUUGGUCCUUUCCUCUCUAUGGAUGUAUGUGCAUUAAACAGCGUUAACGUUUGACAGUUUUCCUCUUGGCUGGCUAGUCUGGGUAGAGGAAAAAAAGAAAAACAGUGACAAAUUGGCCCCUUUUCAUGCAUUCGAUUUAUAGAUGUAUUAUUUUUAGCUGGCAUUUACAGUUAACAUCAUAGAGCUCCCUUCCAACAGUGCUCUGAGAAAAUGACGGGUCUCUGUGGAAAUCUGCCUGUCAGUCAAAUGGAUAGCCAGGGAGGUUAGUGGCAGGCUGACAUUCCGUCUUAGUGCUGAGAGAGCGAGAGAGAGUCCACUUUUCAAAAGGCAACUCGCAUGAAGUUAUUUAAUCUCCUUCCUCUCCCUCCCUCCCCUCCCCAUUGUUUGCUGUAAUAUGAUUGGCUCAGGGAAUACAGCCUCCUCUCUCUGCCCGCUGCGCCUCUGGUUGUGUUUUAGCUCAGGGGAUUGGAGAGCCGUGAAUUAAUCCCAGGCUGAGCAUUCACCCCCCUCACCUCCUCAACACCCGCCCCCUCCUGCCAAACCCCUGAACAGAGCACAGCAGUCCCAAAUUCUCGCCGCCGUGCCUAUUUCCCCCAGGCCCCCCUUCCGGGCCGGGUCAGGCUGUGGUGGUUGUGUGGUAUUGUGGGGCGGCUUGGCUCAGAGCCGUGGCUCUCUCCAGGGAGGAGAAGAAGGAUGGACCGAGAGGAGCACCAGGAGAUGCUGCAGAUGAUGUCUCUGGGAUCUUAAGCUCGAUGUUAUGCUAAGCUCCCUAAAUGUAAUUAACAAUUUAAUGGGAAUCAUAUCAAACAGUUCCCUGGGUGUCCCUCACUGCUGAUAAUCUGGCUAAAACUCUGUAUGUCUUUGCUCCCCCCCCCCUUCAGCCCCCUACACCAAGCUUCUGGUGACUUGGCUAAAACUCUGUGUCUGUUCUUCUCCCCUCCUCUCUUCCCCCUCAGCCCCCUACUCCAAGCCCCUGGUGACCCUGGAGCCGGACUCCAACCUGCGGCCGGGUGAUGAGGUGGCGCUGACCUGCGUGGCGUACGGUGGCUACCCUGAGGCUGACGUACUGUGGCAGGACGGGGGCGGGCACAACCUGACGGACAAUGUCACCACCUCCCUGGUGGCCAAUGAGGAGGGGCUGUUCAGCAUGCGCAGUGUCCUGACUGUCACCCUGGAGCCCAAUAGCACUUACAGCUGCAGACUGACCAACCCACUAUUGGGCGAGGACGGCCACGCCUCCGUCACCAUCACAGGGUGUGUGUCUAUGUGUAUAUGUGUGUCUGUGUGUCCCAUUGCUCUCUGUCUUCUCUGACAAAGGCCCUAGCCUCCAUUUUUCUGGAAAGUAAACAACAAGCUAACAUUCAGAGACUUCCCACAGUGUUUUAAUGUUGCCAGUUCAGGAUAAUCUUGUUUUCAGUCACACAGGAGCACGGCUGCCUAUUAA
Coregonus sp. 'balchen' is the source of this 7736-nucleotide messenger RNA. The record is from the annotation of a GenBank genome assembly. NCBI's taxonomy places the organism in Eukaryota, Metazoa, Chordata, Actinopteri, Salmoniformes, Salmonidae.